UUUAAAUUGUUUGCUGGUCCUUCACUAUAUAUUCAUCCUAAGGCAUAUGCACCAGGUCUCUCCCUCUGCUUUUUCACUGAAUGCCAGCUCCAUCAUUCUCAAUCUUCCCUUUCAUCUCUCAACCCCCUCUCCCUUUCUCCUCUCCCGUCUUUCCUGCAACCUGCUUCCUAGCAAUCUUUUGACACCUGAAGGAAAGCUGAGGAGGUGUGACCCAUUACAAGGAGGAGGGAAAAAAGACAAUAAAAGGAAAGUCUAGAAAGACAUGGGGGAUGACUCCUUAUGUGUAGCUGCUGAUUAUUUUGCAUGGAUUGUUGAGGAGAAAAGCAAGCUGCAUUUCUGAGGGAAAGCGUUUGGCUCUGUAACACAGGCUUCAGAUUGACAGAGAAGGCAGAGCCGCACUAGAACUGCAGAACAUGAAUGGAAAUCUUCCAUUUCCUCUGUCAUCCAGAGAGUAUAAUGAGUCGCAUACCUCAAGCAUGCAGCUAGCUACGACCUUCUCGAAUGACGGCAAACAACAAGCAGAGCCAGCAGAGUCUCCUGGCAUCCCAUCCAGCAUCCUGAAUGAUGCUGAGCCUCCCAGAGCAAUGAACAGCAGCAGAACCCUGGUGAAUGAUUGUAUGGGCAAUGGGAGCAGACCUCAGGGAGCAGGAACAGACACAUGGAAGGAGGCUGAUAUGCAGAAGCGAAGGCAACAGCAAGACCAAUCAGGGUGUGCCAGGGACAGCAUCAGCAGCCUGGUGCUGACAAAUGGGUUACACACAGAGUCUGAGCCUGAAAAAGAGAGAGAGGUCGUUGGCAAGGAAGGAUCAGAAACCCAGAAUCAAAGAGCUCCAAGGGGCGGAGCUGCUUUGGAAGAGAGGACCUUGACAAACAAAUUGCUCUUCAGCCAUGCGUGUUUGCCAUUGCAUCGGGAUGUAGCAGAGCUGCUAGAGCCUGAGGAUGGAGAAGAACAGCUAAGAUUCACUGUUGCAGAAGCCAAGCUAAGUUGCGGUGAUGAUGACAGGGAAGAUUUUGCAUUGAAAGAAUUUAGGGAUGGAUUCAGUUCUACUUUUGAAAAAAUUGUGGAAUCUGACCUUAUGAAGGGCACCUACUACAGCAGUUUGGACUCCUUGGAUGUGCUCUCACUGACAGAUGAGACAGACAGCUGUGUUAGCUUUGAAGCUCCGCUCACACCCCUUAUUCAGCAAAGAACUAAGGAAAGUUCUGAACUUUUAGAACAGAAACUCAUUGCUCAUCAGAAGGAAGCUCUGGGGCCCAUGACAGCAGAUAAGCAGGAAGAGGCAAUGGCCAAGGCUAUGGAUGGUGAUUUUGGAAGCCCCCUGAAGCACUCAAUCACCAGUAGCCAGUCUGAGAAUGUGCUGAGCAGGGCAUCACUGAAAAGCAUCCCCAAUGGGUACCAUGUUGAGAGGCUGGAAGAAGAUGCCACAAAGCUGAUUAACUCAAUCAGUGAUGCCAGCAUAAAAGACACUCUUUCUGACUCUGACUCCGACAUGGGCAGCACAGAACAACUUGACCAGGGAAGCACAGACACCCUAGCCAAUGGCUGCAAGGCAGACAAUGAGGCUGCCAAGAGAUUGGCCAAAAGGCUUUAUCACCUUGAAGGAUUCAAGCACUGUGACGUGGCACGCCAACUUGGGAAGAAUAAUGAAUUUAGCAAAUUGGUAGCAGAAGAAUAUCUUCGUUUCUUUGACUUCACUGGACUGACCUUGGAUAAAGCCCUCAGAGCAUUCCUAAAGGCCUUCCCUCUAAUGGGAGAGACACAGGAGCGGGAACGUGUCCUCAUCCACUUUUCACACAGAUACUGUCACUGUAAUCCAGAAGAGAGCACAUCUGAAGAUGGAAUUCAUACACUCACCUGUGCCCUGAUGCUGCUCAACACAGAUCUUCAUGGACAUAACAUUGGGAAAAAGAUGUCCUGCCAUCAAUUUACAGCAAAUCUGGAUGGACUGAAUGAUGGGCAGGAUUUUGCAAAAGAUCUCUUAAAGACCCUGUAUAACUCAAUAAAAAAUGAAAAGCUAGAAUGGGCUAUUGAUGAAGAUGAACUCAGAAAAUCUUUGUCAGAACUGGUAGAUGAUAAACUGGGUGCCAGUGCGAAGAAAGUCACAAGGAUAGUGGAUGGAAGUAACCCUUUCCUGGAUGUUCCUCAAGUCCAGAAUGCUGUUACCUAUAAGCAUGGCAUCCUCACUCGGAAAACUCAUGCUGACAUGGAUGGGAAGAGAACUCCUAGAGGACGAAGAGGGUGGAAGAAGUUUUAUGCUGUGCUCAAAGGCACCAUUCUGUAUUUGCAAAAGGAUGAAUAUAAGCCUGACAAAGAUCUUUCUGAAGUAGAUCUAAAGAAUGCUAUCCGCAUACACCAUGCCUUAGCCACAAAAGCCUCUGAUUAUAGCAAAAAAUCCAAUGUGCUGAAGCUAAAGACAGCAGACUGGAGAGUGUUCCUCUUUCAAGCCCCGAGCAAAGGAGAAAUGCUGUCCUGGAUCCUAAGGAUCAACCUCGUGGCUGCCAUUUUCUCUGCCCCUGCAUUUCCAGCUGCUAUCUGCUCCAUGAAGAAAUUCUGCCGCCCUCUCUUGCCAGCGUGUACAACCAAGCUCUGUCAGGAGGAACAGCUGCAGUCUCAUGAGAAUAAAAUGAGACAGAUUGCGGAUGAGUUAACUGAGCAUAAGCUACAUCCAAUAGUGAAAGGCCUAAAAUCAAAAGAGGCUGAAGAAUAUCGUUUGAAAGAGCAUUACUUAAUAUUUGAGAAAAGCCGUUACGAAACAUAUAUCAGUCUCCUGUGUGCGAAGAUAAAGGCUGGGACAGAUGAUCUGGAAAAAAUUGAAACAAAUCUCUUCACAAUGGAAACUGAAGACAUCUCUUUGAGGAAGACGUAUUCUAGCCCUUCCAUAAGCCAAGGACAGUUACCUGUAAACAGCAAAGCAGAACAAGACAUUACAGACCAGAAUACUUCAGGCUCUGCUGUUGGUAUGCACUCAACUGCCAUAAAUAGCCAAUUCACUGCUGCUUCUCUUGUGCCCGUUCCUUCUGCUUCUGCUUCCUGGACAUCCAAGCAAUUGUAGGCUUAGCUUCAUGUGUGGGGAGGGUGGGAGACUGAGCUGUUGAUCACAGAUAGUUGUACAUAUUCCAUUUUGCUGUAAGCAUAAAUAUACUCGCAUAACGGGACGUUGUGCUUCUGUUCCUUUCUUGCUGUGGUAGAAGUGAAUCCGCUGCAUUAUCAAGGCCUUCAGCACUUUAUUUACUGAUUGAUUCAUUUUCAUCUUCUUUUCUAGACAUGUUCACAAUCAAGUUCCAGUUUUAAAGGAUCUUGUAGCUGCUAAUUACAGUAAUUUACAGUUUAUAUUUUUGCAGCUUUUUAAAAAAAGAUAAUAAAGAGAUUUGUUUGGAUUCUCACAGCUUUUGACAAUUUAUAAAUGAUUGCGUUUCCAUGUUUCUUACCUCUGAGAAGCCACCACCCUGUUUUGCCACCCCCUUUUUUAAACUUUGGUUUUUGUACAGUUUGGUAGUUUUAUUUGAAACGAUGCACUAAGAGUCAUGUACAAAUAAAUAAAUAAAUAAAGAUGAACCUGUUAAUAAAGAUAAUUAAUUCAGUG
This is a messenger RNA of Hemicordylus capensis (graceful crag lizard), 3584 nucleotides long. RefSeq names its product pleckstrin and Sec7 domain containing 2 (gene PSD2). Gene Ontology annotation, biological process: regulation of ARF protein signal transduction. Gene Ontology annotation, molecular function: guanyl-nucleotide exchange factor activity; protein binding; phospholipid binding. The record is from RefSeq and is a predicted model, not a curated record. The coding region runs from base 414 to 3053 and encodes 879 amino acids. NCBI's taxonomy places the organism in Eukaryota, Metazoa, Chordata, Lepidosauria, Squamata, Cordylidae. The transcript is spliced from 16 exons.